AUGGCGGAAAAAUUUGAACAAGGAGGGAAUUUUCAAAUCGUAUUUUUGAUCGAUGUGUUUGUUGAGGAACAAAAUAUUUGUGAACAAGAUUUAGAAGACAUUUUCAACUUAAAGUCUCGAGCAAUUUCGCUAUGUGUUUUGCGGUUGUUACUGCAUUUUAAUUCCCUUGUUGAGUGCGGGAACUUCGCUCCUUUGAAAUGGGGUUUCAAAUUUUAUAAUUCGAAUGUCCUCAAUUUUGAAUACAAACGACGACGGUUCUACGAACUGAACAGUGGGUCUUUUGAACAGUUCGAGGAGGAAAUGAGGCAGCGUUUUACAAAUGCCUGUAGUGGUCAGAAUUCGGCAAAAACUGCCGGUGUAAAAAGUUUAUCAUGUUGUCUGACUGAAAUUUUACAUGAUUUUCCAUGGGUGACUCCAGACAUCAGCUCACCUUCGAGAAGUGCUAAGUAUGAUCAAUUUAACAGUCAAGGCAACAGGCCUAGGAAUUAUUUAUUUGUGGUCAGUGAUUGCCCUCUAUCGGAUGGGGAUAUGUGUCGGUUUUUGGGCAGAAAUGAAAGCUCGUUUGAUGCCGAGGUUGUGUUCAAAGAAAUAUUUUCUACGGCAUUGUAUGAAGAGUUUCACAGCAAAUGUGGUUUGUUGUUGUUCUGGAUUGAUUCGGGUCUGUGGUGCGUUGCACCCGAGAAAUUGAAGACGUCCGUUGAGGUUCGUGUUAUUUGUUACAUUUUCUGUUGCUAUGGUUACAGGGCAGUAGAUGGUGGUCGACUAGGUACAUAUAUUAUUGCGAAGAAAAUAUCCAACUGAAAAAGUUACUGGUCAAUUAAUGUGACGGCACUUAUUCUGAAGCUUGCUCGCUACUCACAAAAUUGAUUAUGUGUUUCGUUGUUCAUUUACUAAUUUGUUUUGUUUUUGAUACUGAAUUUUAAGGAUUGGAAAGGAUACAGCUUGAUAUCAUGCGUCACUAAACAACUUUGUGGAAAUAUAGUCCCAAUUUCAUCUCUCGUACAAGACACUAGAAACAUUCAUCUGCCUCACUUGGGAAACAGUACAUUGAGUCCAAAGGGGUUUAAACUAAAGGCCAACACGUUGGCAGAGGUCCGAGUGAUGACGGCUGCUUUCAAAUUUUCAUUUGGGAAAAUCGUUGAGGCGUUUCUCAGUGGAAAAGACUUGAUCAGUGAAGCUGUAAUUAAUGAUGUAAAACUAAUCCCAAAUAGUAAUGGAUUAUUGAAAGGAAUCUUGCAUUUUCAAGGUAAGAUCAUAAUGGGUCAUUCCAGAAAACAUCCAUACCACCCCCACAGUAUGAUCAGAAACAUUUCUCUAUCCCCUCCCCCUCCAGACGGCAGAAAUUUCCUCCGUGAGGGGAGUAUGGAUCUUUUCUGGAACGACCCAAUAUAUUUUCUGGAGCCAUCCUGCAUUGCACUAUGGGGUAUUUGUGGUAUCUGCGAGGUCCUUAAAUAUACAGUUAUCUAGUUAUAACUCCACAGUUGCUUGUAAGAAUAUUACUUCCAAUUUGACUUGAUCUACCAAACACUGGCAACACUGCACCCUUGAAACAAACUCAGCUGGGCGUUUGUUAUGGGGGUUAGAGGUAUCGGUGAAUGUCAGGGUGUUAUUAAGUGAUUAUGAACAGAUGCCAAGUUUAUCGACAUCACCCGCAACGAACGCCCAUGAGGUAGAAGAACUUGUAGAGCUAUCCAGCAUAAAUAAAGUUAUAUAUAGUCCAUUUUCCUUCUUUUGUGAAUAAACACAAUCAGAAGAAUGAAAUGGUAACUCCAGUAUCAUGCAGAUGUACAAAUUUGCACAACUUUAUUUCCUUCAGAAAAAAGGGUUUGCUCUGUUGUGCUAUCACACAUACUCCAGAAGAAGUCGACCUCCACUCCUGGCGAGUGCAGUUCUAACAUUGAAACACCUGGAUCUGAUGACAUAGAUAAUCACCACCAUGAUAAUGUAAACGUGGAAAAACCAAGCUCUGAUGAUAACUCAUCAUUGGCUGCUUCUCAACAAACACUUCCAGAUUCAGAUCCAAAAACUAACGAUGAAGUAAACAGUUUAACAUCAACAAACAGCAACAUAGAACUAAAGGCAGAACGAGAGAGUUUAGAAAAUUGUUUUGUAAUCAAAGGUGUUAUUGCCAGUGCUGACGUCUCUCCAUCGUGGAUGCAUCCGACAAAGUUAUACUCCUGUUUUAGUGGGGAAACUUUGAAUAGUCGAGAGGUUGAUAAUACAGAAGAUGCUGGACUGUUUCAGCAGAUGUUGUCUCUAAUUGGUAGUAAAUCUCUCAGCAUGGUAAGUCUUGGGUGUGCUCAUGUGUUUGAGUUUCUGGGUAUGAUUUUGAAAUGCUCACACACAUACAAUUGCAAGCCUGAAAAUAAGUAGCUGGACACGGACACUGUCCAACAUGGAAAGGGCAAAUGUCUGGCAGUAGUAUGUCUGUAUGGUACAGUGAUACUGCUAUUAAAAAUAAUAAUUAUAUUGAUGAAAAGCAGAAGAUACAUUAAAUACUGUGAAUAUAUCUGUUUUAAAAAGUAAGUAAUAGCUACAGUAGCUAUAUACAGUGCACACUAUAGUAUAAAUUUUUCGAAGAAAAAAUUUUGUCAUAAAAAUUUUUCAUGAAAACUUCCUGUCACGACAAAACUUGCCCCUGUCUUUUUUGCGCUUGCUGCCGGGCCACAUGUAAAUACAUGAUUGUUUGCAUUUUCAAUAUGGCUUCUUAGUAGUAAUAUUAUAAGCAAGCAAUCGUCUUUCAUCUUUGCUUAAUUUCUCUUCACAGGUUGUCGAGUACCAAGAUCCUGACACAGGCACACAUGUUACAGGCCUGCUUCAGCCAAUCACCUUGCUUUGUGCCAUACUGAGCAUGGUCAAGAAAGACAAGCUGCUACUGGUUGAGAAGGCUCUGCUACGUCAUAGAUCACAUGGCUACAUACUAGUCCCAUGUGACGUCACAUCAGAUGAAGGUGACUCCGAGAUGUUACCAUUUGAUCUCCGAGAGAAUAAAGAGGAACUUGGAAAUGGUGAAGGAAUAAGUAGUACAUUGUCAAGGCCAAAAGAUGGGAACGAUAGUGAAAAGGGCAUCACUCAUUCAUACAUCUGGUAAGAAUACUUUAUUUAGGGAAAAUAUGUUUGAGACAGUUUGUUAGAAUGAUGAUCUUUUUCUAUUAGAGGGGUGGAAAAAAUAGGUGAGCACUGCUCGCAGGAAAUGUUAAACAGCUGCAGGAAAUUCGUUUGAAUGAAGAUUUGCUAUUGAAAAUUUGAAUGAAACCUUAACACCCAUGUCCCACCAAGGGGGCAACAACAUAUGGUUGACAGAUAUUAUUCCUUGAAUUUAAAACCAUGGUCAGCUAGAACACUAUAUGUUUAUGCACAUGCAGAUUUAGCACAAAAAUACUCCGUUGGUCUGCAGAAAGUUUUUGUGUCCAGGUUGUGCUCCCAGGAAAAAAUUCUUCCUGCCCUGUGGAUUGGCUUCGGAUCAGAUUUGAACAUCUCUAUUUUCUAUUAUAAAUCAUGUAAAUGAAUGUUUAUAUGAGUUAUGCAUUUUUUAAAAACAGCAGUUUUCAAAAGAAGAAGUUGAAAGAACCCGAGUCGGGAAAGGAACUGCGUCUAAAGCUCAAAGAUUAUUAUUCCAAGAAGGAAUCUAAAUCAAACAGCGAGAAGACUGCAGCUCAAGCCCCGGCGUUGACGAGGGGGAAAUUGUUGCAAGAAACUUCACAAAAAAAUAUAACUUCAAAACUGAACGAAAGUGAAGCUCAGAAUAAGAUAGUGGACAGCGCAAUGGAAACUGAAGAUUCAACUGCAACGCUGUCAAAUUUGGACUCAGAACAAACUGAUGCAAUGGACGAAGACCUACCUGAUAUGUCAGGUAAAAGCUGCUCAUGUCUCUAAAUCUCGUUUAAUUUCAAACCCUCCAGCAACAGGAGGAAAGUAUUGGACCAUUUAUUUGUCCCAGGAAAUAUUUCCCUAAGAAAAAAACAAACAAUAAUUGUAACAAUGUAGAAAAAGGAGAAAUUCGAAGUAAAUAUUUGAACCAAUAGAAAGAAUGUUACCUGUACCAGUACUGUAAGCAUGACUUCAGAAACGCAAUUAUAAGUGCAUCCAUCUUAAUAGUGUAUAAAUGUGUGGACUAUAGAAUGAUGUAACAAAUGUUGUGUGGCAAAUGCAUUUUUAGCCAAUAUGGGACACCUGAUUUUACAAAUUUUUCUGGGAAAGCAUGGAUCCCUGAUAGUAUGUGCCCCCUAGUAGUUCUUUUUCUGGCAUCUGUAUUUACCUUAUAAGAUCAGACCCUAGUUAUCUAAAUUAGUUUCAUGUUACAUUCCUAAAAGUAUUAUUAAGAUUUCUCACUGCACCGAAAUUUUUUCUGUUAGAAUACAGCAUGACAUUCAGUUUGACAACUUGUUAGUGUUACACAGUUACAUUGUCCAAGUGUCGAUUUUAUACUUGAGUAUUUGCAGGAAAAUUUUCAAUGUUUCCUUACUGCAUAUACCAAAUGUCGAUUCCUUUACUUCUACAGUUAUUCAAAGUGUUGACGAUCUGAAGACAAAGCUAGAAAACGAGUAUCAAAGAUGUCUUAACCAAGUACGUGAGAAUUUUUGUAGAAUUCCAUGCUAGCAAAUUUGAAAACGACAUCAAAUUGUGGAUGUAUACUGUUAUACAAAUGGACAAUAAUUUUGAUUUCAUUUUUUUGUAUUUUAUUCUAGGAGCAGUCUGUGACUGUUUAUGUAAGCCGUGCUUUUCAGAUGAUCUUGCACUUUAAACAUUCUGGUCAACUGAAAGAUGUCGUAAGUUUACUGUGUAACUAGAUGUUUGAGUACUCAAAAACCAUCUCGAGGCUCAACCUAGCAAGCCAGGGUCUAGCUCAGUUGGUUAGAGUGUUCAGGACUUAAAAAAUAGGCGUACGCGGGGACGAACAAUGGACCUAUUCCCUAAUGAACAAAAUUUUGAUCUAGACAAGUCUAGAUAACGAUUUCAUCACAGCUUGAAAGAGCUUCACAAAAUUAGUAAUAUUCCGAAGUUUCGUUGCGAAAUGUUGUAAAAUGCAGAUAAUAUAUGCGAAGUUUGCCGUUUUACAAAAUGACUGAAAAACGGCAAACUUCGCAGGGCUAUAUUAUCUGCAUUUUACAACAUUUCGCAACGAAACUUCGGAAUAUUACUAAUUUUGUGAUGCUCUUUCAAGCUGUGAUGAACUCUUUGUCUAGAGUUGUCUAGAUCAAAGUUUUGUUCAUUAGGGAAUAGGUCCAUUGUACGCCGAAAUUAGCUUGGCGCACGCCAAGAAUUUCAGACAAAUACGUACAUGCACUUUCUACAUCAGAGCUGAACCGUUGCCCCUUUCUAUUUGCCUUGAAAUCCUUCAGACAAUGAACAAACAUUUGCCUUUAACCCUGAUUCUGAAAUAUCCAUACAUUUAUAACAAUCAAACAUGAAACAUUGAUCUAGAAGCAUCGAGUUCACUGCCUGAUAUAUGUAUAAUCUAUAUUUUUAUGUAGGAUGAAAUCGAUAGUUUGUUGAAGUCCACAGUACUGCGUGAUGACAAAAAAUCUCGGGAAAUUUCUGAUGCUGAAAAAAAUGAAUCGGACAAAGAAAGAGUUGUUUUAGAGUAAGGGCAUCUUUUGGUGUUCACUGAUAAUAAUUGUUCUACAUAACUUACGUAGUAUAUAUUGAGCUAUAAAUCCUUGUUGCUAGUGCAGAGUACAUGUAAAUGUGUAACUAUAGUACGGAACCAACCUGAUACUCAGGAUCCCAACCUUCCCUUAGCAGCAAUAUCAAGAAACAACAACUUUUUUUUCUUGCAGAUAUAAAUUACAGGUGUAUCUUCGUCUGGAGUUUGCGGACAAAAUUGGCGUCGUUGAUGAAGAAAAGAUAGCUGACGAGGUCAGUUUCGGUCAAAAAUAUAUUUUACAAGGAAAACCAUCGGUUUUUAGGCAGAGUGAACUGACAAAAGGAGAACACAAAGGCGCAUUGUAACCCAUUAAGUGCAACAGCUUCCUUUCCACGAUCCAUGCAUGAAGCUUAUUGCAACUUAAAUAGUUAACCCUUUAAUUUGCAUUGCAAUACUUUAUUAUUUUACUCUGUCUCGGCGGUUUUUCUAAAAGUUCCAAUUUUCCAUAUUUAUCUUAUAUUUUAAUUCCAGAUCACUUCGGUGCUUCGUGCGAUAUCAUUUCAAAAGGAUCCUGCGUAUCUCAGCUCGUUCCUGAAGAACAGCGUCAUACCAAGAUACGCAGACAAUCUUUCCAGUCUCUUGUGUCAGGUGUAUGAUGGUUUAAUGCAAAGACCUCCCAAGGAAAUUCUUUCUCCUUCACAAGUUACGAGUGAAGAAGACACACCAUUGAAAUCCCGCAAAACUCUUUCUUCCAGUAAAAAAGCUAAAAGUGUCGAGGAAGCACAGUAAGUUAUUAAUAAAGGGUGAUGGGGUAUUUAUAAAUAAAGUUAGUUUAGUUUAGGUUUCCUUCUGCAGUAACACUGGAUCAAUAAGAGAUGAUCCUUACUGGACCUCUAGGAAGAACAGUUUAGAACUGAUAGAGCUAUCCAGUAUAAAUAAAGUUAGUUUAGUUUAGGUUUUCUCCUGUAGUAACAUUGGAUCAAUAAGAGGUGAUUCUUACUGGACCUCUAGGAAGAACAGUUUAGAACUGAUAGAGCUAUCCAGUAUAAAUAAAGUUAGUUUAGUUUAGGUUUCCUCCUGUAGUAACACUGGAUCAAUAAGAGAUGAUCCUUACUGAACCUCUAGAUUGAGAUGGCAGACCCUUUUAGUUCCACGGUAUUUUUUUUAAGUUUAAAAAAUUGAUAUGUUUACAGUUCUGAAAGUUCUCAAAGCUCUCGUACGUUAGUGCGAAGGCACAGCGUAAUGGGUGUUCCUGCCAAGAGACGCGAGAUUGUCAUUCCUGUGAAAGGGAAAUCUAACAAGACUCGGAAAAAAAUUGGCAGCGCUGGGAAGAAGAGCGGAAAGAAACAUACGAUGAAGAAGAAGCCAGUCACUCCAGUCAAAAAAGUUCGACGAAAUCUGUUCGAAGGAAAUGGGAGUAAAUCGUCGCCUAAGAAACACUCGAAGAUUGCUUCUUCCAAAUCAGAACGAGGCAAUCUCACCCGACGUCACUCGAUCGCAGGUAACUUAGCAGUUUUGUGUUUAUAACCUCCACGUUUAUACCACAUGCCCUGUGUGUAGCACAAUAUUUACCACCAAUUACUUUGUUUAGUCCUUGAAAUAUCAAUUACUAAACAAUAUUUGUUCUAAUCGUCAAUCUGGUCUACUUUAUGGCCUGGUUAUUUUCGAAAACGACGUACUAUUUCGUAAAACUGAUUUAGUUAUUUCCCAUCUUAAAUCUUGAAGUUAUCUUGUUGAAGAAUAAAAGCAGUGAUACAUUAUAAUUUGGCUAUGGAGCUCAGUUGUGUUGCUAUUUAAGGAAUAUACACUAGUUAAUUUGGACGAUUUUAACAACUAGUUAAAACCUAUAGCCGAUCUUUAUCUGAUAUACAAACUCUCGCCGAAAACGUGCUUAAAAAACGACCCAUCUUAUGAGUUCAUUGGCGAAGUAAUUUUAAAAAUAAACAUUAUCUAAGCCGAGAAAAUCAGAGCUGAAGUUUAUGUAAAUCAGGACAAAUCUUUAUCCGAUUUACAAACAUUGAUUAAACAUUCAUUUCUUUUGUAUUUUCCUCGUGAAUUAUUAAUGAGUUUUUUAAGUACUAGUUAAAACACUAGCAGGAGCGCUUUAUCAGAUAUAAAACACGAGACGAUAGCCGACUGCGAGUGUUUUAAAUGGCUUGAGUGUGCGAGUGCUUUAAAUGACUCAUCUUAAUGAGUUUAUUGGCGAAGUAAUUUUAAAAAUCAAGUUUGUCUAAGCCGAGAAAAUCAAAUCACAGACACGGCAGUGAUUGCCUUUGUCUUUCCCUCAUGAAUUAUUAAUGAGUCUUUUUAGACUCCCUCUCCUCAGAAUACUCCUGAAAGCCUUGAACUAAUAGAGCUAUCCAGUAUAAAUAAAGUUAAUUUAUCUUUGUUUUAGCCUUCAGCAAGUCAAAUAAAGUUGCUGACACUCCAAUGGGGAAACAGGUCUCUCAGCGUAUGUUACGUCGACAGGAAUGGGCAAGGUAAGGUUGUUAGCAUCCUUACAGAUGGGAGUGAAUGAUUAACGUACAUGACAUGAUCAAGUCGCCAUGUGAUAUGAUCAUAGAUAUCUUAAAUACAACUAGAUAGCGCAUCUCUUUUAGUAAAAUUGAAGCCAAGAAUAUUCCAGCGGUUACCCCCAUUUGAAUAGAUGGCGGCCAUGUUGGUAUUUCCCACUCACUAAUAAACGCUUAAAAAACAACAAUAACUUUGAUCAUUUGAAUAGUUUCAAAAUGUAUUUGCAAUAAGUUUAACUUAAUGUUUAAGUUCCGUAUUUAAAAAAUAGAAAACAUACGAAUCUUCUCAUUUCAUGGGAAUAUCCUGAGUCUGCAAUCACGGCUUCAAUUUUUGAAUUGCAGAAUAAUUAGAUGCACUAUCCAGUGUAUAUAAGAUAUCUAUGGAUAUGAUUCAAGUCACCCGCUUACGUAAGGCGCGAUUCGAUGAUAAAUUUCAUGCUCACGUGGCGCAAACUUGGCUUUCUGAUUGGAUACUUUGAAUUUGAGAUGAAAUAUUCAAUAAUAUUCUAGACGUCGUUCAAAGACUGUAACAGAUGUCACAGUUGUUGGAGAAUCACCUGAGAAAGACGAUGGUAAGUUUUAAGUUUUAUUUUACCGUAUUGGGAUGUUGUUACCACAGCCAUCAGUAACUUCGGCCGUUAACACGAACAUAAACAAGAAAAAUACAAAAUACAAAAUACAAUUUGUGAUUCUCGAUGUUUCCCUGUUUGCCCAUCCGUGGAAACAUUGUUGCGGAAACAAAAUUUGCUUCCCAAGAAGCAAAAAUGUUUCGUAUCAAAUUCAGAAACAUUUGAUGUUUCCCUAUGUUUCUCACCAAUGUUUCCUAGUGUUUGCCCACUCUGGGAAAGAUGGCGAAACAUUGGCAGGAAACAAUGUUUCCGCAACAAUGUUUCCUAGUUUGCCUAGGGCUUUACGAUUCCGAACAAAUUAACAAACUAACAAACUCACGCUGCGCAGCGAAUGCAAAGCGAUACCAAACACUUUGUCUGGGUACCGCAAUUAAAGAGCUAUCCAAUGUAGAUAAAAUUAGUUGAGUUAUUAUUAUUUUCACUGAAAUUUCACUGAAUGUUUUCUCAAAGCCAUUCUUCCUCGAAAGAGUCCACGUCGAAAAGCAGCCACGUUUUAUUCUGCCUCUCAACGAGCGCCAUCCACCGCGAAAACAACCAACAAAAACUUUUCAACAGCCGAAUGUACUGCUGAGGACAAGACCGACUCAGUGCCUGAUAACAAAAGCGGUAGAACACUACAUCGAGCCAAAAGUAUGAACAUAGACACUGGUUUCGACAGUGUUUCUAGUCCCAGGAAGAAAUACACAAAAUUAUUAAGUACCGAUGGAUCAUCCUCUCCUAAACUUGAUAAAGACGACUGUUUUGCAGAGGUCUUUCUGGAAACUGGUGAUGGGAAUGAAAGGACUAUUCUUUCAGCUUUUACUUCGGAUAGACAAGGAGAUGUCCCAUCUGUUCAACAUAGCCCUAGAGACACCUGUGAUGAUCCCAAUUUACCCCUAAGUACCUCUACCAAACCCUCAAGAAAACACAAUAAAGCAACCGAGUUUCCAUCCUCUGUCACCCCUAAAAAAUCUACAUCCCCUCUCACUGCAGUUCACUCUAGAAGAUCAGUGUCUCGGAGAUCCAAUUCAUCACCCUCAUUGUCAACUACUCCUCCACUAAAACCCUCAAAAUCCCCACUUAUCACCCAUAAAUCAUUUCCGACAACUUCGCCUGUCUUGUUUAAGUCACCAAAAACAACACCGAAGUCAUCCCCGAUCAAUUUUAGCCCCGAUCAAAUAUUCGAUAUUGCUAUUCCACUUGUACCGGUUAAAAGUCCGUUGGUAAGACCAACAAAAACUGACUCGACAAAAAAUUCUAGGCUCAAAACUAGUCCUUUGAGAAAAUCCGAUAUAAAAGUGAUGGCGUCACCAUCGGAAUGUGUCAGUGCAUCCUCGGAAGUUGUCGUAGGAGUUGUUGGAACCGAGUCGGAAAGUGUCGGACUAAAAUCGGAAAAUGUCGUGAAUGACUCGGAAAGUGUCGUCGCAGUUUCGCCAUUACUGAAUCGAAAACGGUCUUCAAUAUCGAGUGCGAAAUUUUUGCGGUCGAAAACAUCUUUGAAUUUUGGAAGUUCCCCGAGAAGCAGGGGGGUUGAUUCUGACUCAACAACAUAUGACGUAACAAACCAAGAGGGCGAUUUCCCGACCACGAGCAAUGUUGAAGUACAGAGGCCUGGUGUUGAGUUCGAUAAUGAAGUACUGGACUCCGCCGUGGCUCCAGAACAGACCGAGGUGUUUAAAAGUCCCGUUACGACAAAACGCAAGAGAAUCGGGUCAACACGGACGGGGAAUGUAAGCCCUUUGAAUCAGAUUUUGAAACAACGAAAAAAUAACAGAAAUACCCCACCAGGUAAGAAGUAUUGUCUCAAUCAAGGGGGUUGCGAAUACUCUUUGUUUGGGGGGUGCUCCGGUAAACUUUUAUGCUUGUUCCGAGCGUUUGACAGGUUUUAAUCUGAUCUGCCAACAGGCUGCGGAGUAAAACUUUGUCAGGGGCCCCUAUGACGUUAUAAUUGUAAAAUGGGAGUGGCGGUGUUUUACAAUAUAGUAGUACACUUUAAGUUCUUUGUAGGUUUGCAUGGCGAUAAAACAUAUAAUAAUUUUUGUUUGUGGAAAUUUAUUACCGCAAAGCUUUCGAUCCGUACAGUAAGCCCGGAUAUUCAUCAGUGCUAAUAAUAUAUCUUCAUCAUUACUACAUAUUAUUAGCACUGAUGAAGAUCCGGGCUUACGGAUCGAAAGCUUGGCAGUAAUAAAUUUUCGUGGUGUUUCCACAAACAAAGCGUAUUAUAGUACACUUUAUUGCACAUUAUCCGACACUAACGCAGCCAUGGUUUAUAUUCUUAGUUAAGCAAUCUCUUUAAGGCCCAUCGUUGCUUUGGGAGCCUCUCUUGUGCUAGAGGCCCAGGACAAACUAGCCUCACAUUGAUUGGUUGAGCCGCUUCAAACCUUCAGAUGCUUUUACAAACAUUAGACCUUUUUGUAUCUGCGAUUGUUUAUCCUUGGCCGCAAAGAACGCUUUAUAUCCAAUUCAAUCUCUUUAGGUACACCACGGGGUGAAACGUAUAAACUGGAGAGGACAGAAAACUCGAAUUCCUGUAAAGGAGAAACUCAAUUGAAACAAAUUUCAAUUCGCAGAAAACAAAAAAUUAAAUCAGAAACAGCUGACGCAGAGGAGACCGAUAGAAGACAACUGGAUAGCUCUCCUUUUUACGUCUCAGACGAUAAUCUGUCGCCUGACAAAAAUAACUUAAAUCUUUCUGCUCAACAACAAAGAAACACGAAGUUGGUUUCUUCGCCUUGCAAUCUAAAACCGCAUUUUACACCAAUGUCACUAUCGGCUGAUAGUCUAAAACAUUUGCAAGAGUCGCCGGUUUUACUGGGUUCUAGUCCCCAGUCUUCCGACUUGCGGACCAGAAAAUGGUCCGAACGUAAAUCUCCAUUGAGUACAUCCCAACAUUCCUUGCGCAAGCGCAUCCGUCACGAUUCGUAGUUUGCUAUUUUUUGUUGUAAUUUGCAUUUUGCCCUGUCAAAGAAUGUCCGAUAUUGUACUGUGUCUGUGCGGAUUGUAUUACAUAAAAUAUUGAGUGCAGUUGUGAUUUUGAAGCUAAAAACCGCUAGUGUUCUUGUUAGUUCGGAAAAAAUCUACGGGCAGUAGCCUUCUAAAGUUUUAUUUGUCAGACGCAAAUUUAACCGGCUUGUUGGAACAACUUUGUAGAAGGAUGUUUGACUCGUCAA
This is a messenger RNA of Paramuricea clavata, 11878 nucleotides long. NCBI's taxonomy places the organism in Eukaryota, Metazoa, Cnidaria, Anthozoa, Malacalcyonacea, Plexauridae. The record is from the annotation of a GenBank genome assembly.